AUGGCCGACUUCGAUCUAUACGAGUCUCUCGAGACCAAGCACCAAUUUUGGGAAGAGCUCGACGACGUCGUCACUACCCAAUACCAGUCCCACGACUUAAUCGACGAAACCCUGCGAUCGUGGCUCUAUCUUACUUCGAGGUUCAGAGACAAGUUCCCCGAGAACGAAAAUGAUGUUGCCACCUGCUGCGAGAAGCUACUGCAAUGCAAGCUGUUUCAAGACAACAAGGACUACAUUCGCAACCAGAUCGUCUACAGCCUUUUGCAGGAGGAUGAACCCCCGUCGCUGCACGCCAUUAUACUAUUCCUUUUGCUCGACGGCCAUGCCGAUGAGGCCUUAUACUCUCGUAUGAUCGAGGAGGCGUGCUUUCCUCGCCUCCUCGAGCUGAUUAACGGACGUAAAGACCAGGAUCUGAGGCUGCAUCGCUUGCUUCUGGAGCUGAUGUACGAAAUGUCCCGGGUCGAAAGGUUGCGCACCGCCGACUUGCUCCAGGUCGACGAUGGCUUCAUUGCAUACCUCUUCCAGAUCAUCGAGGAGCUAUCCAACGACGUUCACGACCCAUAUCACUAUCCAAUUAUCCGAGUGCUGUUGGUUCUCAACGAGCAAUACAUGCUCGCAUCCACCGACGUCGCCUCAGAUCCGAACUCGCCCACAGCCCCUCUCACGAAUAGGGUGAUCAAGUGCCUUAGUCUCCACGGCGAUUCGUUCCGCACAUUCGGAGAGAACAUCAUUUUACUUUUGAAUCUUACAUAUGAAUAUUUCUACACCAAUGACCUCAAGGUUCUCCUUGACGUUAUCAUUAGGAACCUGAUGGAUUUGCCAGACGAAAAGAUAUCGCUUCGCCACACAUACCUCCGAGUCCUGUACCCACUCCUGGCGCACACGCAACUGAGCCACCCGCCGCACUACAAGCGUGAUGAGGUACUCAAGGUCUUGAGGAUUCUGGGUGGUUAUGGAAAUUCUCACUUUGCCCCUGCGGACGAAACGACGGUGCGUCUAGUCGACCGAGUCUCGAAAGUGAAAUGGCUUGUCGACCAGGAGGCUUCUGGCGAGGCAGAGGUGGCUCGGAAGUUCCUGGGGAUCAGUCUCACACGUUCGGACACGGCGAGCAGCGUUAGUGUUGUCGACGUCGCCGCCGUCAUGGAGAAACCGGGUGUCAUCACCCCGAGUCGCAAGGCCGAGGCAGACGCCGAAGCCAAACAAGGUGAGGCAAAGGCCGGGGCAGGCGCUGUGCGGCCGAAGAAGCCGUUGCCCGAGGUACCAAAACACCGACAUGGCGUGCCGGUCGGACCGACGACGACGUUGCAUUUGAAUGGACAUAAGAAGAUACCACCAAAAGCCCCGCCGCCACGGAGAAAGACGAAGCUCCAACCUUUGGAGCCCGUAGCGGACAGUGCCCCUAUGCCAGAGGCUUGA
Molecule: messenger RNA, 1416 nt
Organism: Colletotrichum tamarilloi
Lineage: Eukaryota; Fungi; Ascomycota; Sordariomycetes; Glomerellales; Glomerellaceae
Exons: 4
Coding region: 1-1416 (471 amino acids)
Biological process (GO): actin cortical patch localization; actin cortical patch assembly; endocytosis
Cellular component (GO): actin cortical patch
Molecular function (GO): Arp2/3 complex binding
Source: RefSeq, a predicted model, not a curated record